AUGUUAAAAAGGAUUAUAAAAUACGAAGACAUAGGCAGUUCAGUGGAGGAACUCGAAGAAGAAGGAAGAGGAAGUGAAGUGAAAAGUGAGGGAAGUGAAGAGACAAGUGACCUAAAGGCGUACACGGAGGAUUGGUGCGGUAACGUGUGGACCGGCGCACUUGUAGAAGCGUACGUGAAGAUAGGCGCUAGAAUCAGAUUGCGUCGCACUGGUAGUCGCGUAAAUAUAGAAUUGGGACGCAACGAGAGAGUCGUCAGACUUGUACUAAUAAGUGAGGAU
Messenger RNA from Iphiclides podalirius (scarce swallowtail), 279 nucleotides. The record is from the annotation of a GenBank genome assembly. Lineage: Eukaryota; Metazoa; Arthropoda; Insecta; Lepidoptera; Papilionidae.